UGGGAGCUGGGGCCGUCUUUCCGCACGUGGCCGUGUCGUGCCGCGCUCCCCGGCGCCGCUGCGGCCCCGGCUGUGACCGACUCUUGCUAACCCGGCCCCGCAUCUCUGCCCGCCAUGCUGGUCCUAUUCGAGACCGCGGCCGGAUACGCCGUCUUCAAGGUCCUGAAUGAGAAAAAACUUCAGGAAGUUGACAGUUUAUGGAGAGAAUUUGAAACACCUGAAAAAGCAAACAAAAUAGUGAAGUUGAAACACUUUGAAAAGUUUCAGGACACAACAGAAGCCCUUGCUGCAUCCACAGCUCUGGUAGAGGGCAAGCUCAGCAAGAACUUGAAGAAAAUUCUAAAGAAGAUAGUGGCAAAAGAUGCCCAUGAACAGUUGGCCAUAGCAGAUGCCAAACUCGGCGGUGUCAUAAAGGACAAGCUGAACUUAAGUUGUAUUCAUAGCCCAAUGGUUACUGAACUGAUGAGAGGAAUUCGUUCUCAAAUCGAGGGGCUUAUCACUGGCCUUCCAUCACGGGAAAUGGCAGCUAUGUGUUUAGGAUUGGCACAUAGCCUCUCCCGGUACAAGCUGAAAUUCAGCCCAGACAAAGUAGAUACAAUGAUUGUCCAAGCAAUCUCCCUUCUUGACGACCUAGAUAAAGAGCUGAAUAACUAUAUCAUGCGCUGUAGGGAAUGGUAUGGCUGGCACUUCCCUGAACUAGGCAAAAUCGUCACAGAUAACCUAACAUACUGUAAAUGUGUGCGGAAAGUUGGAGACAGAAGAAACUUUUCUACCUUUGACCUCUCGGAAGUUCUGCCAGAGGAGAUUGAGGAUGAUGUGAAGGCUGCUGCAGAGAUCUCCAUGGGGACAGAAGUAUCAGAAGAAGACAUAAACAAUAUACUGCAUCUUUGUGAUCAGGUGAUUGAGAUCUCACAGUAUCGAACACAGCUGUAUGACUAUCUCAAGAACAGAAUGAUGGCCAUUGCACCUAACCUCACUGUUAUGGUCGGGGAAUUAGUUGGAGCGAGGCUUAUUGCUCAUGCAGGUUCCCUUUUGAAUCUGGCUAAACACCCAGCUUCCACUGUUCAGAUUUUGGGGGCUGAAAAAGCACUUUUUAGAGCCCUGAAAACUAAACGAGACACACCCAAGUUUGGCCUGAUUUAUCAUGCUUCCCUUGUGGGACAAACUGCUGCAAAAAACAAAGGAAAGAUCUCUCGAAUGCUAGCAGCCAAAACUGCAUUGACUAUUCGUUAUGAUGCCCUUGGAGAAGACUCCAGUGCUGAAAUGGGAGCUGAGAACAGAUUAAAAGUAGAGACUAGGCUGAGACACUUGGAAGAGAAAGGGAUAAGAAGAAUAAGUGGCACAGGAAAGGCCUUGGCCAGGGCAGACAAAUAUCAGCACAGGAGUGAAGUGAAGGUAUAUGACCCCUCUGGUGACUCUACACUCCCUGCUGUUCCAAAAAAACGUAAAAUUGAAGAGGUGGAAGAAGAGGAGACACAGGUUACAGUGAAAGCAAAGAAGAUCAAAGUAGAAAUUAAAGAAGAGGCAGAUGUAGAGGAAGGGGAACUGGUCAAAAAGAAGAAAAAGAAAAAGGAAAAGAAACAGAGAACUGAGGAAGAAGCAGCUUUGGCUGAAGAGCCAUCCACUAGCACAGCAGUGGAGAGUACAGAGAAGAAGAAGAAAAAGAAGAAAAUCAAAGUAGAGCAAGAGGAUUAGUGCAGGAGAAACGAUUCAUUUGGAUGCUUCAGUUCAGAAUAUAUUCCCUAGAAUACUUUCUCUUUAAAUACUUGCUCAAACACCAUAACUUCCCCCAAUAAUGGGAGAGGGCAGGUGGAAGAUGAAUUCGAUAAGUCUCUGCUGUCUCUUUCUCAGAACAAAAUAUUUAAUUAGUUUUUGGCUCCUUAGGUGGACCGCUGCCUUAUUGCAGUUUCAUUAAUUGAGAAGGUCACAACAGGUCUUUGUUCAUAUAUGGUCUUUUGUGAUACUGAAUAAAAAUCUUCUUUUUGUA
Messenger RNA from Gopherus flavomarginatus (Mexican gopher tortoise), 1987 nucleotides. It is a transcript of the gene NOP58, whose product is annotated as NOP58 ribonucleoprotein. Gene Ontology annotation, cellular component: box C/D methylation guide snoRNP complex; small-subunit processome. NCBI's taxonomy places the organism in Eukaryota, Metazoa, Chordata, Testudines, Testudinidae. Gene Ontology annotation, molecular function: snoRNA binding. Bases 115 to 1695 code for a protein of 526 amino acids. The record is from RefSeq and is a predicted model, not a curated record. The transcript has 15 exons.